AUGGCCGUCGAGCAAAAGCAUGUCAGCUCGGUCGCCGAACAACCCUGGCGUUCCACGCACUUUCAAGAUCCAUCCGACCUAAGCUGUGCGCACCUCAACUCCAGCGACGGAGCUCCACGUUCGUUCGCGAUCAUUGAACCGCCGGCCCAGCUAUCCACCGACACCAGCACCUUUCACAUUCGGGAUCCUGCCCCAAAUGAUGUUUUCCCCGAUGGUGGUGCCCGGUCAUGGUUCGUUGUUCUGGGGUCCUUUUUCCUGCUGAUGAGCAGCUACGGCAUGAUGAACUCCACUGGUGUUCUGCAGAGCUAUUUCGUGAGCCACCAGCUAUCUAGUUACUCCACCAGUAUCAUCGGCUGGAUUCCGGGCUUGUUUGUCUUCUGCGGUCUCAGCUUGAGUGCCCAGAUUGGGCCGCUGUUUGACAGAUACGGACCGACUGGCAUCGUGAUUGCUGGGACGGCGUGCUACGUGGCAGGUCUACUAUUGAUGGCCGAGUGUCGACUCUACUGGCAUUUCGUUUUGGCCUUUGGCAUUCUCACUGGUAUGGGGGCGGCAUUGCUGAGCACAGCAGCCAUGGCCGCCGUUCCCCAUUGGUUUGACCGUCGUGUUGGCAUGGCCAUGGGGACUGCGAUGGCUGGGGCGGGACUUGGGGGUGUGGUGUUCCCUUGGGUACUCCGGACAGGGUUUACCAACCUUGGGUUCAAGUGGACUAUCCGGCUGCUUGCAUUGAUUGUGGCGGCCAUGUGCUCAAUGGGCAUUGCAUUUGUUCGAUCUCGUCUGCCCCGAGGACAGAGCAAGCCAAGCAUCAACCUGCGUGCGUUCCAAGAUGCUCGGUUUACUUGGUUGACCCUAGGAACAUUCAGCUUGGAAUUGGAAGUCUUCGCCUGUCUUGGUCUUUACCCGACCUACGUCGUGAUGCAAGGUUUCAGCACCACCACUAGCAUCAUCCUUCUCUCCAUCUUGAAUGUCUUCUCCACCAUCGGCCGAUUGAUCGCCGGUGGUGUCGCGGACAAAUAUGGCCGAAUCAACACGCAAGUCGGACUGAUCAGCCUAGGUGCCUUCGCCGUCUUUGCCAUUUGGCUCCCAUUCGGUCAUAAGCUUGCAGGCCUCUACAUAUUCAGCUGCAUAUAUGGCAUGGCAUCCGGCUCUUUUCUCAGUCUCGCGCCUGCCUGUAUUGGACAAAUCUCCAAAGCCAGCGAGGUCGGGGGGAGAUUCGGCCUAUGCUACUUGGCUGUCAGCUUCGCUACGCUAAUUAGCAUCCCCAUUGGUGGAGAAAUGAUCGAGACGGUCGGGAAACAAGCCAUGGUGGCGUUUCUCGGGGGUGUUCUAGUGAUCGCAAUGGGCAUGUUUGCAAUGGCUCGAUGGUCGUGUUUGAACUACCGAUGGAGGUGGCAGGCCAAGAUUUGA
Aspergillus sclerotioniger CBS 115572 is the source of this 1404-nucleotide messenger RNA. RefSeq names its product MCT family MFS transporter. The coding region runs from base 1 to 1404 and encodes 467 amino acids. The transcript has 4 exons. The record is from RefSeq and is a predicted model, not a curated record. Gene Ontology annotation, biological process: transmembrane transport. Gene Ontology annotation, cellular component: fungal-type vacuole membrane. NCBI's taxonomy places the organism in Eukaryota, Fungi, Ascomycota, Eurotiomycetes, Eurotiales, Aspergillaceae. Gene Ontology annotation, molecular function: transmembrane transporter activity.